GCCCCGCAGGCCGGUGUGUGGACUGACAACAGCAGCAGCUACCGUGGACCAGAACACACCAGACACAGGAGGACACCCACUAUAUUUACACUUUAUUUAUUUAUUUAUUUGUUUACCGGGUUCUUUGUGUAUUUAUAUCUUUCAAACAUGAACGGAGUCACACGGAGUUUGUGCACAUUUGAUAACAUCCGGAAUCAGGAUUAUGGGGAGGGGUGCAGGCGGCUGCGUCUCACACUCCACGACCAGAACCAGGCAGCUCGGAGCACAGAGCAGCAGCGAGACAAGCCCAUCGGACGUGCAUUUGCAGUGGUACAACCAGCAAGUGACAAGAGAUCUUUGACCCCUGAACCUGUCAAAUCUACAGAGGAGCAGGUGGAGGUCAUCAAGGUGUAUCUAGAAGCACGCAGACAAGAGCAGCAGAAACACCAACAGAGCCUGAAGAUGUUGUCAGAUGAAGUUUCACAGAUACAAGAGGUGAGGUAUUGCCUGAAGACACUGAGGGAGCAGAUGGCGGCCAAAAACAAGUCUCACACUAAUGGGUGGAAGGUCAGCGUUCCGUUCAGAAAGAGCACGUCACCUUCACCUAAAGGAGGCUCUAAAACAGACGUACAGGAAGUGGAUGAUGAAGCAGAGAGAGCCAAACUGAGAGAAGUCAGUAAGCGCUUGUAUGCACAACUCCAAGAGGCUGAGAAAAAACACCAAGAGGAAAAAGAGAGGCUGCAGGCUGAAGGGAACCAGCUGAGGGACCGUCUAAGUGAACAGGAGGAGAAGCUGAAGACCACAGAAGAAGCCAAUGACAAGAAAGACAAACGCAUUGAAGAACUCCAGAGGCUGCUGGGAGGGAUGGAGCAGGAGAGUGCCACCUUGAGGGAGGAAAUCCGCAACCGGGAGGAGGAACUCGGUGAACUACGCAAGAUCAGAGAGGGGGACCAGAAAGGGGAGCAGAGGGCUGAGCAGUUGGAGAAGGAGGUGGCAGUUCUUAAAGAGAAGAUCCACCAUCUGGAUGACAUGCUGAAAAGUCAGCAGAGGAAAGUCAGACACAUGAUUGAACAGCUCCAGAAUUCACGCAUGGUGAUCCAGGAGCGGGACCGCGUGAUCAAAGAGCUGGAGGAGAAAGUGGCGUUCUUGGAAGCUGAGAACCGGGAGAUGCAUGACCAGAUGGACUACUUUCUUGGGGGUCAAAGAUCAAAUUCCUACCUUUCAUCAGAGCGUAAUCCCCAGAUCGUCUACAGUAAACCACUCAAGCCCUCCACCUCGUCUAAUAAGCCACUCCCUUUCAUCAAAGUCAUCGAGAUCAAGUCAUGAAGCCGCUGUGCAGAAGGAAAACAGAAGGGCUCACAGUCACUAACUCUUCUGAAUUACAACUGAAACCAAACAAGCUCUGCUUGUAGAUCUGAGUCUGUGAAUAUUUAAGCUAAGAGACGUGACUUCUCUGCAUCAGCAUUUCCACUCAGUGUACACUCUUGAAGGAUUUUUUUUUUUUUUUUUUACAGAGUUUGUUAGCACACAUGCAUGGCUUGUUAUGUGUGUCCAUACAUGAGUGAAUGUGAAGGAUCAAAUGUGUAUGUGAGACUUUAAAUGUCAGUACAUAGGUGUACUGGUCAGCUGACAUGCAUUUGAUGCUUUGCAUUUUAACACUUUAUACGCAGACGUUUCCACAUUUUACCAUGUGUGAGAACUACUUUGACCUUUGAGUUUAUAACAUCUGCUUAGUUAUAUCAAAACACAGCUGUCGUGCAAAGUGUAAAACGACAUUUUUCACAAGAUCUAAACUAGGUUAUGAGAAGACCAUGUACGGUAAUGUAAUGUAAUGUAGCAUCAAUAUGACUUACUCCUGUGUCGUAACAGAUCGGUCAUUCAUUAACCAGAAGAGCUAACUCUUGUCCUUGUUUGGACUGUUCACUUUAAUGAGUGAAUCCUUUGUUUUGAUUGUAAAUACUGACGGUAGACUGUAGAAGACCCUGUGGAUUUAUGAGGGCGGUUGAUUUGUUGAGUUCUAAAUUACAGUGUGGCUUUAUGUCUCAAACUAAGACAAUAUGGCACCUUAUUAAAGUGAAUGCAUAAAGAAACACAUAAUGUCAGUGCUGAUGAAGAUAUUUGACAUUACUGCUUCAUAGAGGUGUCAUUACUUUAUACAAUCUUCUUGUAGAACAUUUCAGUUUCCUGCCACUGUGUAAGUAGUCACUGUGUGUUGUAAAUAAUAUUCACUGAUGUGAUUUGUAAUUUCUGCCUAACCACGUUCUUUGUAUUUAUUUAUAAUAUAAACCUCUAGGCUGUGUGAUAGAGGAGAUUUUAUAUGACAUGUAUUCUAAUCUAUUAUCUGUGUUUUUUGUCUCUUUGAAUAAAGUCCUGAAAAUUA
Sphaeramia orbicularis (orbiculate cardinalfish) is the source of this 2359-nucleotide messenger RNA. RefSeq names its product tuftelin 1a (gene tuft1a). Gene Ontology annotation, biological process: intracellular signal transduction. Lineage: Eukaryota; Metazoa; Chordata; Actinopteri; Kurtiformes; Apogonidae. The transcript is spliced from 12 exons. The record is from RefSeq and is a predicted model, not a curated record. Gene Ontology annotation, cellular component: intracellular anatomical structure. Bases 148 to 1305 code for a protein of 385 amino acids.